Phytophthora nicotianae INRA-310 is the source of this 2136-nucleotide messenger RNA. RefSeq lists its product as hypothetical. The record is from RefSeq and is a predicted model, not a curated record. NCBI's taxonomy places the organism in Eukaryota, Oomycota, Peronosporomycetes, Peronosporales, Peronosporaceae. The coding region runs from base 1 to 2136 and encodes 711 amino acids. The transcript is spliced from 5 exons.
AUGGACGAAGCAGCUCAGCAAGCCUACACUCCGUCGCCAUUGCAAUUCCUUAAACCUAGAACCAUGCGUCUAUCAAAGCACGCUCGAACCAAGAAAGGUAGUGUUGCACCUAUGAACGACGAUGACAGCAGUGAUUCUGUGAACCUCCAUCAUAGCAGUGCCUACCAGUCGAGGCAUGAAUUCAGAGGGGUGUCCUUCUCCACUUCGCGAGGCAAGAUUUGGUUGAUCCUAAUCAUUAACUUGUCCGUCGUCACAAUGUUCAUCUUCAUGAGUUCCAUACGCUUCCCUUCUCUAAAUGGGGAAAACAUUGUGAAUGAUGCAUUGGAGCACGAGCAACACCCUAGACCUAUUAACAAGAACACAGAGCAAGCCCUUUCACUAACAGCCGUUGACUCCCCUGCAACGAAAGUGGCGCAAGUACAAGAUACAUCUCGUCCUGGAGGCUACUCAAAACUAACGAGUACUGAAUACCCUCAAACGCAGGAUAAAGAACUCGACUCGACGGAUGCAACAGACACAGAAACAGUAGCACCCCUCUCGGUGACAUUAAGCGAUGAUACAGGAGAAACUCCUGUAGUACUGGCCAAUAUCCAAGAGAAAAAAUUCGAAAUGCCCUCGCUGUCAGUGACUAGGCAGGCUGAAGCACCUGUGUCCGACGUAGACAUUAACCCAUACAUUGUAUCAGCCGACGCACAAGGCGAUACUUCAUCGGUGCCCGCGUCUAGCGAGUCAUACACAGGUCAACGAUCUCCAGCUGAGAUCGCAGACAUUAUUUCGAAUAUGAAGGAAUCCCAGGAUCCCUCUUCAGAAAUACUACCACCGUCUUCAGAGCAACCAGAUGAAGCCAAAUAUUCUGUGACAACUUCGAAUUCAGCGCCUCAAUCGGUGGAGACCAAAACACCCGCAGUCGAGCCUGAAGAUUUUCUUGAUAAUAUGUCACUGUGGCUCACAAGUGAAUCGGGUGUAGAAGUUGAAAACUUGGCAGCUUGUUUGGCCUCGUCCGGAGAGGAUAUUACUGCGUGUGGGGUGACCCGUUGGACAAACCAAAUUGUGAGCACGGAUCCCAAUGCUGCGGACUCGACUGCUUUCCGCCCCGUAUCACAACACCAGAGACCAGUAUGGAUUCCGAUCGUUCCAGAUACGAAUAAUCAACUUCCAACAGUGUACUUUACGUGCCCUAUGGUGACCGAUACGCUGAGAGUGCAUGAGUUGAUGACACUGCUGUUCGUGAUCUCUCCAGCUCAUAUUGAGACUGGCGACUCGUCCAGGAGGCAGAAAUUCUUUGGUAACUCACCGUACGGACAGUUUGCUCUUCGUGGUGGCAAGCCAUCGUUUUUCGCCAAUAAUGGCCUUGUAGAGAGUGCUUAUGAGCUCCCCACGGGGCAGUUCUCGCUAGUGACGUACCGCUUGAACCGAGGUUACGUUGAAAUCAAGGUCAGUGGUGGAGCUUGGGGUGGUGAACUACCAGUGGAGGGUGACGAGAGACACAUCCGAAUUACUGUUAACGAUGUGGUGAGCCUAGGUAACAGCAAGGGUGUGUGUGAUACAAAUGCCUUCCAAGGUAGAAUCGCUGAGGUGCUGGUUUACGACGCCGUACUGGACAAUACGAAGAUCGAGGAGGUGGAGAAAUACCUGCAUGAAAAGUGGUGGGGGCACAAACCAUUCCCAACAGCAUCCCCAACGGCUACAGUUGCGCCUACUGAAUCGGUUGCGUCCGAGGUUGUUCACAGUGAUAAUCCAGUGGAUGAAGCAGUAUCGGUUGCUCCUGCAAACUACCCUCAAGUGACACAACAGACUUCAUCAACAAAGAAGCCACUCGCAGGAGAUACCCAGCAAGCUUCCACGACAACAGAAAUUCAUCCAACCGACCAUGACGGCAAUGGCACUCAGCAGAAAAUUCCAGGAACGGAAGCGGAGGACGUUAGUUUAGUGCCCAAGUUCGAUCCACGAGUCAACAUAUUCGAAUGGACAGCUCCUAGCGACGUUGACCCAGCAAAGGCAGCGCGGUGGAGGAGCACAGUCAAGGAAAAGGUAGACUAUAUCCGCAACUUCCAGCUGGGUGGUGACGUGCUACGAACGCUCAUCCGCCAACACAAGGACGAGCUGGUGGCAUUACGUGACGAACUCUUUGGCUAA